This is a messenger RNA of Mytilus trossulus (common blue mussel), 1061 nucleotides long. Its product is annotated as fibrinogen C domain-containing protein 1-like. NCBI's taxonomy places the organism in Eukaryota, Metazoa, Mollusca, Bivalvia, Mytilida, Mytilidae. Bases 99 to 923 code for a protein of 274 amino acids. The record is from RefSeq and is a predicted model, not a curated record. The transcript is spliced from 7 exons.
CAUUCACCGAGCACUUUAAUUUAACUUGCUAUUUAAUAAGACACUUCAUUUUAAAAGUCAUCUAUCUAUCUACAGGUCUUCAAUACACAUUGUGCCAUAUGAUGAAGUUUUGUUGUUCGAUUGUUAUCAUCCUCUGCACACUUGGUGUGUCUCAUGGCGGCAUUCUUUCUGGAAAAUGCCGAACGUCAAAUGGUACAUGCGGAAGAAGAGGUUUCGCGUGUAAUGAGACAUUGGGGUCAGGGUGGAAACAGUAUGGCAAAUGCUGCAAUGAAAGACCAUGUUGCAAAUAUAUAAGAGAUUGUAGCGAUCUUCCAAAGGAUUCCCGAAAUGGUAUCUACAGGAUUAAACCAGACCAUGCAGAAGAAUUCGAUGUUUAUUGUGAUAUGAAAGUUGAUCAUGGUGGUUGGACUGUUAUACAAAGAAGAGAGAGUGGUGAUCUUAAUUUCAUUGAAGGAUGGGAAAAAUACAAAACAGGAUUUGGAAAACUUAAACGCGAAUUUUGGUUAGGGAAUGACAAGAUUCACACCUUGACGUCACAAGGCAGAUAUGAACUGCUUAUAGGUCUCGUUGACUUUGACAACAAUCAAGCUCAUGCUAAAUACAAACAUUUCUACAUCGGGAAUGAAACGUCUAAGUACAAAAUCAAUGUUUACGGUUACAGUGGUAGUGCUGGGGACAGCUUGAACUACCACAAUGGAAUGCCUUUCACUACCAUUGACAGAGACAAUGAUCCAUAUAUAGAUAAGAACUGUGCCGCACUUUCAAAUGGUGCAUGGUGGUUUAGAACCUGUUUCCAUAGUCAUCUCAAUGGAAUAUUUUUCAACAGGACGCCAUCAAACCAUUGGGGGGGAAUUAUUUGGAAAGACUGGAAAGGUUUUCAUUAUUCACUGAGAGCUACUGAAAUGAUGAUUCGAAGACUGUAAUAGCAAAACGGGAUAUUGGAAAAAGACUUACCAUGUAUUAUGGGACAACAAAUUAAAUGAAACUGAUAUUUUGUUCUUUUGACUUCUAAAAUGAAUGAUUAUUGAAUUAUAAGUAAAAUACUGCAAUCAAUAAAAAUA